GCGAUGGCUGCCGGGGUUCCCUGCGCGCUGGUUACCAGCUGCUCCGCCACCUUCACCGGGGACCGGCUGGUGCAACGCCCUGGGUCCCACCCCUAGCACCUCACAAACCUGAUGUAUGCCACAUCCUGUAAUCCCGGCACCUAGGAGGUGGAGGCAGAAGGACCAGAUGCUCAGGAAGCUCUACAUUCUCAGAACAGUGUUGGUCUCUGGAAAGAUUGUCCUGAUUUGCCUUGGCAAGUGUCACGCCAUGGAAAGUACGAUUUGGCCACGAAAUCUGUUGGUGUUAAAUAUCCUUGGGACAGAAGAUGCUGUUGUGGAAGCAACUUCCAGCGAUGCUGUGAGGUUUUACCCCUGGACCAUCGAUAACAAGUACUAUUCCGCAGAGGUCAACCUGUGCGUGGUGCCAAGCAAGUUCCUAGUCACUGCGGAGAUUGCCGAGUCAGUCCAGGCGUUUGUAGUUUACUUUGACAGCACACAGAAAUCAGGUCUUGACAGUGUCUCCUCCUGGAUUCCUCUGGCAGAAGCAUGGCUAGCUGAGGUGAUGAUCCUAGUCUGUGAUAGAGUGUGUGAAGAUGGAAUAAACCGACAACAGGCUCAAGAGUGGUGCAUCAAACAUGGCUUUGAGCUGGUGGAGCUCAACCCAGAGGAGCUGCCCGAGGAGGACGAUGACUUCCCUGAAUCUACAGGUGUCAGGCGGAUUGUACAAGCAUUGAAUGCCAAUGUCUGGUCCAAUGUCGUGAUGAAGAGUGACAGGAGCCAGGGCUUCAGCCUUCUCAACUCACUGGCUGGGGCAAACCGCAGAGUUGCAUCAGCAGAAAGCUGUCACUCUGAGCAGCAGGAGCCAUCGCCAACAGCUGAGAGGACAGAGUCCCUCCCUGGCCAUCACAGUGGUGCGUGUAGCUCAGCAGGUGCACAAGUUGACAGCAUUGUCGACCCCAUGUUAGACCUGGAUAUUCAAGAAUUAGCCAGUCUUACCACCGGAGGAGGUGAUCUGGAGAACUUUGAGAGACUCUUUUCAAAGUUAAGAGAAAUGAAAGACAAGGCUGCGACGCUUCCUCAUGAGCAAAGAAAGUUGCAUGCAGAAAAGGUGGCCAAAGCCUUCUGGAUGGCAAUAGGAGGAGACAGAGAUGAGAUAGAGGGCCUUUCUUCUGAUGACGAGCACUGAGUUCUUCCUGCUAGGUUUGACCGACUCCGAUGCCAGCACCGUGUACCCCAAGUGCUUCCCUUCUCAGCGGGGUUCUCUUCUGCCAAGAUCGCCUUUAGCACGCUGGCCACCUGACUGGUUUUUGGGGGUUCCCUUACCUGAGCUUUUAGAAAGGCGCUAGGGAGAAAUCUUUGUUCCUGCCGCAUAAGUGACUGAGGUGUGAAAUGACAGUGUGGAAACCCUGCAGAUCUACAGUCUUCUUUUUAAGAACCUGGGUAAAAUGAGUCUUGGAAAUGUGUAAUACAGGAGAACCAAGUGUCGGAGAACACACUGUGACCUCAGCACCCGAGGGUCUGAGGCCAGCCUGGGUUCCACAGGGAGACCUACUUCUGUGCUAGAUUGCCCUAUUCAUACUGUCUGCAGGUUGGGAGCUUGUGCUAUCUGCUGUGUACUGUCACUGGUCCCCACCAAAAGCACAGCUCUGACCUAAGGUGAAUGCUGGUGACAAGAAAGGCAGCUAUAAAUGUAGAAUGUGCCUAGGGGUUAGGGAACAGGUGGCUCAUGGGUUUGUCUAUUAGUAAGUCCUUAUUAAGUUCAGUGUCUGAGUUCCUGCCACAAAGAAGCAAAAGCCAGGUGCGUAUCUAUAAGAAACAGGCAAAGGUUUCCUCCUCUGGGGAAUGUAAACUCUCCUCUCCCCACUCCUGGGCAAGGGCCCUGAGUGUCCUCAUGUGGACCCAGGGAGCAGCAGUGUUGGUUCCGAGCACACUGCUGACACUGGCAGCCGUGCUCUCUGACCAAGUGCUCUUCCUGGUGGUGUGAGGUUUCAGAGCAGGUCCCCUUCUUUCUGCUUGGAAGCCAGAGGUCGCUGUCAAAGUACCAGUUCCAAGCAGUGCGGGGAGAGGGGAGCCUCCCGGCAGCCAUGUCCUGAGCCACUGUCAUGGUUCACUUCCCAGUGCGGGGAGAGGGGAGCCUCCCGGCAGCCGUGUCCUGAGCCACCGUCAUGGUUCACUUCCCAGUGCGGGGAGAGGGGAGCCUCCCGGCAGCCGUGUCCUGAGCCACCGUCAUGGUUCACUUCCAGGGCUGUUGGCUCCUCCAUAUUCCAAGGGCCCAGCCCCAGGGGAGCAUGGAGCAAAGUUCUAAAGGAAAAGAGGAAAAAAGGUCUAAAGGUGCUUAUUCUAUCAUCACAGACACUUCUGUGAGGCAGGUGUGAGUCUCCUUCAUUGUCGUUGGUCUCUAAGCAUAUGUGGUCAUGUACACUGUGCUCAUCGUGGGCUGAGAGCUGGGCCUGACUUAGUGUCGAACAUGACUUAGGUCAUGACCAGAAACAAGAUGCACCUGCUUGGGUACCACUUAUAGGACCUAAAACAUGCUUGGCCAGGUCAGAACCUACCCAGGGAAGAGGCAUGAUCCUGGUGAUGGUGGUAGUAUAGAAGUAGUGGGUGCUCCGGGUCCCUGUGCUCCCACCCCACCCCCACACUCUGAUCUUGUAAUCUUUGAGCUUGGGUUUACCACUAGCCUUUCAGGGGGACUAAUACUUUAAGGUGAGUGCAUUAGCCACUGGUUAAGAAGGAAAAUUAGGGAAGUUGGCUGUGGGUUGCCAGAAAGGUAGAACAUGUUUUUCUUAAAAUAUGGAAGAUUUUAGAAAAUAUAUUAGGUCGCAUGAUUAGGGAAAAAAUAGACUAGGAAAGGCUGUGGACUUGAUUUUGCUGAUUAAACAAAACCAAGUAAUUAAAAGAUGAUUUAUUUAUAAAGUC
Molecule: messenger RNA, 2898 nt
Organism: Mus pahari (shrew mouse)
Lineage: Eukaryota; Metazoa; Chordata; Mammalia; Rodentia; Muridae
Gene: Aagab
Product: alpha and gamma adaptin binding protein
Exons: 11
Coding region: 116-1165 (349 amino acids)
Source: RefSeq, a predicted model, not a curated record